AUGCUUAAAUCGCUCAAAGAAGAGGCCGCAUACUGGCAUUUAAAACACUUCAAAUUUCAGUCAGCAGCAGAUUUACGCGAUUCUACUGCGCUUUCGUCUGAGGAAUCACCAUCGGUAAAUAACAAUGGCAUGCCAAAUGGCACUCGAGCUUCUGCCUUACAAGGGUUCGACGAACUACCCGAUCUAAGUCAACUGCGAUUGGAAGAUAAAAGCGAAGAGUCGGAUGUGGAAACAGCACCUGUGAGAGUUCCGGUGAUAAUGUUUGCUAAAAACGGACGCCAGGUAUUGCGACAAUCCCUUUUACAAUUUUUAUACGUUUUUGCAUAA
Molecule: messenger RNA, 327 nt
Organism: Gongylonema pulchrum
Lineage: Eukaryota; Metazoa; Nematoda; Chromadorea; Rhabditida; Gongylonematidae
Source: the annotation of a GenBank genome assembly